AUGGCAGAAGGCCCAGCCACCUCUGCUAUUACCAUCCAUGCCCCUCGGUUUGCCAUGGAUAAGCCAGCUCUCUGGUUCGCUCAGGUAGAAGCGCAAUUCCGUAUCAAAGGAAUUGUCACUGAGCUGGACAAAUUCAGCUAUACGGUGUCCCUGAUCGACACACGUAUAGCUGCCGAGGUCGAGGACGUCAUAAAUUCUCCUCCUGCUACCACGCCUUUCCAAGCGCUAAAGAAAGGUCUGGUUGAGCGAUUCACUAAAUCGCGACAGGCCAAUCUUCUCCAGCGGCUGGACCGCGAGAAGCAAGGUGAUCGUUCUCCUUCCCAGCACCUUAGAUACCUGAAAAGCCUGGUCCCAGACAUCGAUGAGGAGGUAUUGAAGGUCAUGUGGCUCUCUCAGCUACCUAAAGCAAUCCAGAUGGGUGUCGCCAUACAAGCGUCCGAUGUGACAGCCGAGAAACUUGGCGAAGCAGCGGACAGCUUGCACGAGAUCCUCCAACCCUCCAACGUUGCUCCGGUCUCCAACGUAGAGCAACAGAUCGCUGCGUUGACGCGCCAAGUCGCCACGCUCACGGCACGACUUUCACGUGACAGGGAGAAGCCCUCUCACUCACGCAGUCGAAGCCGUAGUCGAUCUCGCACUAGGAAAGUGGUUAAGGAUCUCUGCUGGUACCAUAAAAAGUUCGGCAAAAAUGCUAAAAACUGCAGCCCUGGAUGCACCUUUUCGGGAAACUCGAACUAG
This is a messenger RNA of Fopius arisanus, 738 nucleotides long. RefSeq lists its product as uncharacterized. NCBI's taxonomy places the organism in Eukaryota, Metazoa, Arthropoda, Insecta, Hymenoptera, Braconidae. The transcript has a single exon. The record is from RefSeq and is a predicted model, not a curated record. Bases 1 to 738 code for a protein of 245 amino acids.